This is a messenger RNA of Nerophis lumbriciformis (worm pipefish), 694 nucleotides long. It is a transcript of the gene sst6.1, whose product is annotated as somatostatin family member 6.1. Lineage: Eukaryota; Metazoa; Chordata; Actinopteri; Syngnathiformes; Syngnathidae. Gene Ontology annotation, molecular function: neuropeptide hormone activity; G protein-coupled receptor binding. Gene Ontology annotation, cellular component: extracellular region. Gene Ontology annotation, biological process: regulation of cell migration; adenylate cyclase-inhibiting G protein-coupled receptor signaling pathway. The record is from RefSeq and is a predicted model, not a curated record.
UCUCUCUGGCUUCCAAAAUCUUUGACUUCUACAACAACUCCACCUCUUCCUCUGGAUCUCUGGCUGGUUCCAGCAGCUUUCUUAAAAGCUCACUUCACCGCACACUCGUCCCAGCAUGCAGCUCCUGGUGGUGUUUGCAGCUUUCAUGGGGGUUCUGAUCAGUGUCAGAGCGGCCGCCGUGCUUCCAGUGGAGGACAGGAGCCCCGUCCAGGGGUUGACCAGGGACUUGAGCAGACAGCGUAAAGAGCUGAUCUUGAAGCUGGUGUCCAGCUUGUUGGAGGGAACUUUAGACACCAACAUGCUCCCCGAGGAAACACCCGAAGAGCUGGAGGAGCCUCUGCGGUCACGUUUGGAGGAACGUGGCGUCUACAACAGGCUAUCGCUGCCUCAGCGCGAUCGCAAGGCGCCUUGUAAAAACUUCUUCUGGAAAACCUUCACCUCUUGCUAGCAUUUUGAAAAAAAAAAAAGUGCCCACUUCAGAUCCUUUCUCUUCUUCUGCCGGCUCCUCAUGAACUGUAGUGGACCUCAGCUGUGCACAUCGCCAUCCGCCUGCCCGAUUUGCAGCAUCAAUGAACUUCACAGGACACACUGUUUAUUUAUGAUGUAUUUAUUCAUGUAGACCAUGUAUGUAUUUAUGGAUGUAACAUUUUUUUUUCAGGGUCAAGGAAUAAAUCAUAAUAUUUGGACAUAGUAA